UUUGAAGUUGAUUAAACCCUCAGAGAAAGUGCUCAUUUUCUCCUCUUCGUCUUGGGAACUGAAAAUUCUAGAGACUUCUUUUGUAUAAGUCAUAAGCCAAUGUUUGCUGGUCACCACUAUCAACGCUUGAGCUGUCUUCGUCCAGGUACUUAAAACUAUGAAAGUUGAAGCGAGGCCCCUGGCUGCCAGCACAAUUUGAUUUUACCAUUGUCGAUUUUUGUACCAUCUUCUGUUUCCCUUCUCAUGUGUACCUUCUCAGUAACUCACACUGUUUUUCAGACAGAGAUUUAUCGAGAGUAUAUCGGGAUUUGUAUUCUUGUCAACAUAAUAAUACACCCAACUCCGAUAUCAUGUCAUUACCAUCAAACCCCUCAACUAAGGUUAGUCCGAAGUCUAACGGAAACUCAAUAUUUAUUCCAAAUGUUUGAUAAAUCGUAAUAUUUGUGUCGUAAAGCAUGAGCAUGCAAUAGCAGAGCGCAGAUCCCUAUACUAAUGUUCUCCCUUCAAAGCUACGCAAACAAAGCCCUUCAUUACCUCCAAAAAUCUGCAUAGUCGGUGCUGGACUUUCAGGACUCCGGUGUGCCGAUAUUUUACUCCAGCAUGGUUUCGACGUCACAAUAUUAGAAGGUCGAGAUCGAAUAGGUGGAAGAGUUCACCAAAUAAACCUACCAUCAGGUCCCCUAGUCGAUUUAGGGGCAAAUUGGCUUCAUGGCAGCGAGGAUCAGCCUUUAUUAGAUAUCGCCAAGAAGACAAACACAGGAGUGCAUACCUGGGCUGAAAAAGGGAUAUGGUUUGGAGAAGAUGGGAAGCCCUUGACUGAGGGAGAUGCAAUGAUGAAUGAAGUGUGGGAGAUAAUUCAUGGAGCUUUUAAGUAUUCGGAGGAAAAUUCGGAGACUAUUGAUCCGGAUAAGAGUCUUUAUGAUUUCAUAGAGGAAAAGCUUGUGGAAGCGUAUCCUGAUGAUGCCGAGAAGAGGAGAAUAUCGAUCCAGUUUGCUGAUAUAUGGGGAACUUUUGUUGGCAGUUCAGUUAAAAAGCAAAGUUUGAAAUUCUUUUGGCUGGAGGAGUGCAUUGAUGGAGGUGAGUUCAUUUUUUCUUUAUCUCCAGCUGCUGAUAGACAUGCUCAAAUUGACAAUGGCUUCGAUGUUUGUCUAUAUUGUCUAAGUGGCAAAUCACAUCUGCAUAUUCGAGGGUUAAUAUAUAUAUCAGAAAACAUCUUCGUUGCGGGAACAUAUAAAAAUGUUCUCGCUCACGUGGCCAAACCAGCUCUGGAAAAUGCAAAGAUACAAUUCUCAACCAAAGUUACUCGCGUGGAAACAAAUCCAGAUAAUGUCGCUGUAUUCACAGACGACGGCAAGAAGCUCGAGUUCGAUGAGGUAGUAAUGACAGCACCUCUCGGCUGGUUGAAGAAAAACAAAGAAGCCUUCCAACCUCAACUCUCCUCACGAUUUCUUUCCGCCAUUGAUUCCCUCGGUUUUGGCUGUCUCGAAAAGGUUUGCGCUCCAUGUUCUCUGCCAAAAUCUGUAGUCUAACAAGUUCAAGAUCUAUAUAACCUUCCCUCGCCCUUUCUGGAGCAACUCUGCCCUCCCCCUCUCCGCACAAACCUUCGACGGUUUCACCCAAUGGCUCUCGCCCGUCUACGCCCCCACCACAAACCCCGACAAAUGGCAUCAAGAAAUCGUACCUUUAUCAUCCUUCACGCCAGAAAAUGCACAUCCUACACUCCUCCUCUACAUCUAUGGUGCACAAUCCUUGCAUUUCGCCAAAACCCUUUCUACUCUGCAAACACAGAUUGAAAAGGAUGAAUUUUUGAUUACGUUUUUUAAACCGUAUUAUUCACUUCUUCCAAAUUUUAAGGAGGAAGAUGAGGGAUGCAGACCGCUCAGUUGUGUGGCGACUACGUGGGUUAAUGAUGACUUGGCGGGAAAUGGAAGUUAUACUAACUUCCAGGUGGGGUUGAAGGAAGGGGAUGAGGAUGUGAAAAUUUUGAGGGAGGGUGUGCCGGAGAGGGGACUCUGGUUUGCAGGGGAACAUACGGCGCCUUUUAUUGCCUUGGGGACGACGACGGGAGCUUAUUGGAGCGGAGAGGCUGUGGGAAAGAGGAUUGUUGAUGCUUAUAGGAUGGGCGGGAAGGGGGCGUGAAGGAGGGUUCUUUUUAGUUUUGGAUGCAUUAUGGGAGUUGUGUACACUGUGGAGGGUGGUAGUAGAUUUGAUGUGUGUACAUUGGGCAUACAUUUGCAU
Sclerotinia trifoliorum is the source of this 2238-nucleotide messenger RNA. The record is from the annotation of a GenBank genome assembly. Lineage: Eukaryota; Fungi; Ascomycota; Leotiomycetes; Helotiales; Sclerotiniaceae.